Vigna umbellata (rice bean) is the source of this 943-nucleotide messenger RNA. RefSeq names its product WEB family protein. The record is from RefSeq and is a predicted model, not a curated record. NCBI's taxonomy places the organism in Eukaryota, Viridiplantae, Streptophyta, Magnoliopsida, Fabales, Fabaceae.
CAUGUUCAAGAACAACGACACAUUACAUUGUAUAUCUGUCUUAGGCUUAAAAAAACGACAUAAGAUGAUCGAUGUCUUUCUUAUGCACUAUGUCUCUCUUCUCAGCUAAUUCCAAUAUCCAUAAACAUUGAAGUGGAAGCAAAGAAACAAGAAAAUGGACCCAACCGAUCAUCCUCAAAUAUUUCUUACACCCUCUCAUUCCAAUCCAUCAUCCAACAAUGGAUUCCGAUUUCAGCUCCACCGUCGACACCUCUCGUCCCUUCACCUCCGUCAAAGAAGCCGUCGCCAUAUUCGGCGAACGCCUUCUCCUCGGGGAACUAUACUCUCCAAAGCCCUUCUCAUCAGGCACUUCGGUGAACAGACCGUCUCCAUCACCGUCGCCAUCACCACCGCCGACGAAAACUCACCAAGACAGUGGCGAGCUCGUUGACGUGAUAAGGAAGCUGGAGGCAGAGCUCGAGAAAACGAAGGCGGAGCUGAAGCUGCUCAAAGAAAGAGGCACCGAAACCGAGGUUGCGCUGGCAACGCUCAACGCGCAGCUUCAUAAAAACAUGUCCAAGUUGGCUCAGGCCGAGGCCGCCGCCGCCGGGAAGGCCGCUGCGGCGACGCCGACCAAGACGGUGCGGUUUGAGAUCAGCGAAGAUGAGAAAAACAAAAGGGAGUUGGCGAGGAAGAAGGAAGAGUCGCGAAGCUUGGGUCACAUUCUGAGUCUUGGAGAAAACGACCAUCUUUUUGGAACCAGAAAAACGAGGAAACACAAACCUAUUAUCCCUCUUGUCGGGGAUUUCCUUUUCAGGAGAAAAUCAUCUUCCACUACUCAUCAUCACAAUCCUCUUUAUGCUUCUCCUUUUUAAUCUAUGUUUUAUUUCUUCAUCAUUCUUAAUUUCUACUCACUCUGUUAUGCCUGUGACUUUGUCUUUUUCUUCUUUUUUCGAUUGUUCUU